AUGGAGAAGUUUGUGCUCGCACUGAUUUGCCUGCUGAAUGUUCUGGUGUGUUUUGGUACCGGUCAGCACCAUUUACGCGCAGGUGUCGGACCGUGGAGACAGCGGUUUCAGUGGGAGAAUAACGGCCAGGUGUACAGUUUACUGAGCACGGGGACUCAAUAUCGCCCACCUGCGCAGAGCAGAAGACGCACUCAGCUUUUAUUGACAACAAAAAACAAUUUUAACCGACAUCACCCUCCUGUUGCGCUCAGAUCCACCAGAACCAGAUCUGGAGAGCUCGAGGACGCACCCGGGGGUCACUUUCAACAAAAUGACCUCACUCAGACGUCGGUUCUUGGUGUUGAUGCUGGUCACUAUUUACUCGCCCCGGGACGACCUGGGGCACGUCAGUCCCCACCGCGCAUCGCAACGUCUAGAGAGGCUGUGGCUGUGGGAUACCCUUCUCAUCAGGCACCGUUUAACGGCAGCGCUGCUGCUUUCACCACCAUCCAGGAGUUCUCCGGCAGUGGAGUCCCUCGAGGAGGCCGGAGUACACCUGGACAUGGCGCGCAACAGGCCACAGCGUCACCAGUAAGAUCACCGGACUUUACGCACAGCCGAGGCGGCAGGAUAAACUCACAAUCACCUGCCCGGUCACCUGCUGCAGGUGGAUGGGUCCCCAUGGCUGAGGAUAGUGGGAAUGCUCGGCGCAUUCCACAGCAAACACAUUUAGGAGACGCUCGCAGUGCGCAAAGAGCGCAAUCACUGACCAGAAUCACACCGGAGUCAAACGUUUCUCCCACAGCACUGUCCAGUAACUCCGUAGAAGUACACUUCUCACGCCCAAGGUCGGAUGCAACAGGGACUACGGACAUGGGUGACCCACGGGACCCGCACAGCAUUCAUCACAGGAACUCAGUUUUCUAUAAUGUUUACCCACCAGACCGCAGGAACAGGAUCAGUGUGCGCCCUCCACCAGGACCGGGAUAUGGCACCAGGUUCUUCCACAAUGGUCUCCCAGACUUGGUUCCUGACCCUUACUACAUCCAAGCUGCCUCUUACAUCCAGAGAGUGCAGAUGUACGCGCUUCGCUGUGCUGCUGAAGAGAACUGUCUUUCCAGGUCUGCGUAUCACCCGAGUGUGAAGGACCUGGACUACAGAGUCCUGCUGCGGUUCCCACAGCGUGUGAAGAACCAAGGAACAGCAGACUUCCUCCCAGUGAAGCCCAGACAUGAGUGGGAAUGGCACAGCUGUCACCAGCAUUACCACAGCAUGGAGGCCUUUAGUAACUAUGACUUGCUGGACGUCUCGACUGGACAGAAGGUUGCUGAGGGACAUAAGGCCAGUUUCUGUCUGGAGGACACGUCCUGUGACCCGGGGAUACAACGACGCUUCGCCUGCACUGUUCACACACAGGGGCUCGGCCCUGGUUGCUACGACACGUAUCACGCCAACAUCGACUGCCAGUGGAUCGACAUCACAGAUGUACCACCUGGAAACUACAUACUGAAGGUGACAGUGAACCCGUCUCAGUUGGUUCCGGAGUCAGAUUUCUCUAACAAUGAGGUGCGCUGCGACAUCAGGUACACAGGAAGCUACGUCCAGGCGAGGAACUGCAGGAUCACUGUAAGCUGACCUGACUGAAGACUAAAUAAGUCUCAUAGAAACAUACUUAAUACUUUCUUGUUGCUUUAUAUGAACAGUUGCUGCUCUGUUGUGCAGCUGUUUUACUCUACAGUGUUUUCUAUUUGUAUUUAUGUCAUGUGAUAUCUUGUAGCUACAACUACGCUAACUAGGUGUUAACUUAUGUUAUUUGUAAGAAUAUACUUUUUUAAGCAAUGCAAGACUCUUCUGUUAGCUGUGUGUGUGUGUGUGUGUGUGUGUGUGUGCAGGAAACUUGAGGAAAGUGUGUUAACAAAUAGAAAGAAAACAAGUUAUUGUUAAAGGAAUACUUUACCCGCUAAAUGAUCAUUUAUAUAUCAAUUACUCACCCUGUGUUAUGCUGAGUUCGGAUAGGAAACCUUGUUUUUCUCGCAUGCCUCCACGGUGAACGAAGAAUCCAAAAACAGAAAAUUCUUGAUGAUUUUAAUAACAGCAACACUAUAUCAAAACAUCCAUAUAAACUCUCAGACAACUCGCGCAGUAUAAUCCAAGUCUCAUUUAUCCAGUCGUAUGCUCAGUGCUUCCCAUACACAUGCAUUUUUAGCUUAAGUAUUAAUAUUUGAAACACAAUGUCCUGUGAGAACUUCUCCGUGUUUUUAGCCACCACCCAGAUUUUCAACGGCGUUUCACCAAACCUCCGGGAACUGUUGACCUAGUAGGUGGAAAAUAGUAGAUAAAGUUAGCUAACGUUAGCUAGUAACGUUAGCCUGAUGUGAGCAGUACAUCUACGUAGCCUAACGUUUCAGAAAAUUACACUCAGGCACUCAGCCAAAAACAGGAUGACAGUCGUUUUAGUUGUGGACUGAACCACAGACAAAAUAGUUGGUCUAUUAGACUCUUGUACGCUUAAUUAUCAACGCGCCUUGUAAGGUUAGCAACGUUAAGAGGCCUGGAGGACAUGGUCAUUUGUAACGAUGAUCGUGUCAGCACUGAUAUGUGCAAAUCUGUCAAGUUUCAGGAAAAUCCCUUUUCCUCGUCUUGUAUGGAUCACAUCCGACUUGCGUUUCAAUUUUCUGAUACUGCCUGCAGGUAUCAUCCAACCUUUUAUGCAGUCACGUUUCUCUAUAUCCAAUUCACGCAGCAUCUACAAUUUUGCUCUUGAUAAUAGUAACAUGAUGCAAACAAGCUAUUCAUCAAGAAUUUUCUCAGCUUUGGAUUCUUCACUUAUCGUGGAGGUGUGUGAGAAAAACAAAGUUUUCUUCCUGAAUUCAACCUAUCAUGGUGUAAUUGAUAUAAUGAUAUUUGGGGGGUGAAGAAUUCCUUUAAGGCAGUGGUUCCCAACUGGUGGGUCGCGGUCCAAAAGUGGGUGACUUGCAAACAUGUCAAGUUUGUAAAAAGAAAAAAACAUUUUUGCAUUGUUGAAGUGCUGUUUCCUGCUGUCGAGUGAAUAACAGACAGCUACUGGACAGAGACGGCAACCUUGCUCGACGACAUGGCCAAAUGCAAGUAUAAUGCUGAAUAUAUUUUAACUGUGUGGACCUUGAACUAAUGACAAAGGAGAAAUCUGGACCUUUUGGCUGGACCAGUUGGGAGCCACUGCUUUAAGGAAGCUGUGUAAAUUCAUUCAGUUGUACUGUUCGACUGAAUUGGUGCUUAUCUUGGAGUCAACAAUGGUGCUCAGCAUUUUGUGUUGUCAGUGAGACCCUCAGUCUAUUAUCGACCACAUACUGUAUGUACUGGAGUGAAAGACUUGUGAAAGUGCUGUUAAAAUAUAAAAACCAAAUACUCUCAUGCAGCAUUUCCAGCAGGAUGGUGUGUAUGAUUUGUGCACAAAUGUACAGUCUGUUCUCUUAUGAUCUAGUCUGAAGGGUAUUUGACUGAAUGGUGUUCUGAUUUUUUAGUAUAUUUAAUA
Molecule: messenger RNA, 3493 nt
Organism: Epinephelus moara (kelp grouper)
Lineage: Eukaryota; Metazoa; Chordata; Actinopteri; Perciformes; Serranidae
Gene: loxl5a
Product: lysyl oxidase-like 5a
Exons: 7
Coding region: 1-1614 (537 amino acids)
Biological process (GO): peptidyl-lysine oxidation
Molecular function (GO): copper ion binding; protein-lysine 6-oxidase activity
Source: RefSeq, a predicted model, not a curated record